AGUUUUUGAUGCAGUCAGAAAAAAAAACAGUCCACUGCUGAUUUAUGAUGUCCAAUGACUGCUCUCAAAACCCCUCCACCAAACAUCUCUUACAAGGAUGACCAGCCUAACUCCAUGGUGAUUUGUGUUAUUGCUGAGCUUUCCUGGUCACGCCCACCUGCUCCCCCUCCCUUUUCAGCACUUAUAACCAGCUGGUAGCCCGAAAAUAAAAGCAGAAAGCUGGAAAAAGUCCCUCAGAAGCUCCUCAAAUCAAACAAAGCAACAGUGCUACAGGAGGUGGGAGACAGGAGGUUUAUUGUGUGGAGUUUUUCAGCACAAGAGUGCAGAAGAAUAAUACACCUCUGUACUUGUGUUAUCUCACAGCCUGGUCUGCUCCCACAGCAACAGCCUCCAUCACCAGAGUGCAGGUAGGGACUCUUAGCCUGAGCCAGUCUCUGAGCCUGUCCCUGGAUAUUUCCUGUGAAAGGUACAACAAAAGCCAGCAAAAAUGGGAUGCUUUGGAUUUCUCAAAACCAUGAUGGUUGUUUUCAAUGGCAUCAUAUUUUUGGCAGGUGCUGCCAUCCUGGGUGUUGGGAUUUGGGUAAAAGUGGACAGUGGCUCCAUCCUUAGCUUUCUUGGAAAAAUUGAAGACGCACCGGAAGAGCUCAGUCAGGUGCUCAAUGUGGGCUACCUGCUGAUUGCAAUCGGUGCGCUGCUGCUGGUCAUCGGCUUUCUGGGCUGUUGUGGAGCUGUCAAAGAGAGCAAGUGCAUGCUGCUGCUGUUUUUUAUCAUAGUCCUGGUGGUCUUCAUAGCAGAAGUUGCUGGAGCAGUGGUGAUCUUGGUGUUCAGACCCUUGGCAGAUGAGUUGUUCACCAAGUUUGGCACGGCAGCAGUCAAGAACAUCAAGAAGGACUAUGGAAAAAACCCUGAUGUCACGGGGCUGUGGAAUACUACAAUGACCACUUUGAAAUGUUGUGGAUUCUACAACUCCUCAGACUUUGUGGGCUCUCCUUAUGUGGACCUCUACAAGCUUUACCCGCCACAGUGCUGUCCUGGCACAAGCAACCCAUGUAAUCAAACACUAGCUGACGCGAUGACAAUCACUGGCUGCUUCCCGAAGAUCAAGCAACUGAUUGAUGACAACACAGUUGUUAUUGUGGCGGUGGCCCUGGGAAUUGCAGUUCUGGAGAUAUGCGCCAUGGCUGUCUCCAUGAUUCUUUUCUGCAGGAUAAAGUCCAGCAGGGCCUAACUGAAAGUACAAAAGGUCAAAGAAGGAUACUUUAAAGCCCCAGAGCCUUUCUGCUUCACACACAUGCCCUUUGCGACCAUGCCUUUGCGAAUACUGCCUCAUUAUUUACAACAGUUCAUGACAGAUUUUGUGCAAUCAGAAUUUUUGAUGCAUUUGAAUCUGUCUACUAUAAAUCAUAUAUGAAUGUCCAGAUGUAUAUCUUAAGACAAGUACACUUUGUAAACCGGCUUCACACACUGUUUUCUAUUCCAGAGAACCCUUUAAAUGUAAAGCAAUGCUACUACAUGUUACAUAUGUCCAGUUAAUAAUAAAUUACAUGAUAACUGUGUUGACACUGAUAAAAAGAAAACACUGUUGAAAAUGUUGCUGUAAUGACACAGUUGUUAAAUAGCAACAGAAAUCCUACUUUAUUUGAAUGUAUGUUGUAUGAUCAUCAAUUUUGAAAUAGAAAAAUGAUUUUUAAA
Messenger RNA from Notolabrus celidotus (New Zealand spotty), 1692 nucleotides. It is a transcript of the gene tspan34b, whose product is annotated as tetraspanin 35. The coding region runs from base 488 to 1228 and encodes 246 amino acids. NCBI's taxonomy places the organism in Eukaryota, Metazoa, Chordata, Actinopteri, Labriformes, Labridae. Gene Ontology annotation, cellular component: membrane. The transcript has 9 exons. The record is from RefSeq and is a predicted model, not a curated record.